AUAACGCGAACUCAGCCGCGGCAUUUUUAACUGGAUGGACAGGCUGCAGAUCCGCCCUCUCUUUCCACAUUUCUGUGCGAGGAAACUGAUGGGGCUCGCUAGCCAGGCUGCUCUAGAGCUGCUGUGGCUGUCGGUGCCCGAGCAAAGUCUUUGGUGGUCGUCGGCCUCAUGAGCGGACGACAAAGAACGCUUUUCCAGACGUGGGGCUCGAGUGUUUCCCGAUUCCCCAGGGCUUCCGGUGGCAGCUCAGGAGCCGAGCGGCCUCAGGGCUCUGGCAGCUCCGAGCCACGUUUGCCUGCAGCGGCCCAGGCUCAGCCAGAGUCGGACGAUGACGUGCUGCUGGUCGCGGUGUACGAUGCUGAGCGGCAGCAGAGUCUGGAGAAUGGCGGCUUCUGUACCUCUGCGGGCGCCCUGUGGAUUUACCCUACCAACUGCCCGGUGCGGGACUACCAGCUGCACAUCUCCCGGACCGCUCUGUUCUGCAACACACUGGUGUGUCUGCCCACAGGGCUGGGGAAGACCUUCAUUGCCGCCGUCGUCAUGUACAAUUUCUACCGCUGGUUCCCUUCGGGCAAGGUCGUUUUUAUGGCCCCCACGAAACCUUUGGUGACACAGCAGAUCGAGGCUUGCUAUCAAGUGAUGGGUAUCCCGCAGACCCAGAUGGCGGAAAUGACAGGUUCUACUCAAGUUUUCACCAGGAAAGAAAUAUGGUGCAAUAAGAGAGUGCUUUUUCUUACACCUCAGGUCAUGGUAAAUGAUCUUACUAGAGGAACUUGUCCUGCUGCUGAUAUAAAGUGUUUAGUCAUUGAUGAAGCUCAUAAGGCUCUUGGAAAUUAUGCUUAUUGCCAGGUUGUAAGGGAACUGGUCAAAUAUACAAAUCACUUUAGAAUCUUGGCUCUUACUGCCACACCAGGUAGUGAUAUAAAGGCUGUGCAGCAGGUUAUCAGUAACCUACUAAUUGGGCAGAUAGAGCUUCGCUCUGAAGAUUCUCCAGAUAUUUUACCAUACUCUCAUGAAAGACGAGUUGAAAAGCUUGUCGUCCCUCUUGGUGAGGAACUUAUAGCCAUUCAAAAGAUGUAUAUCCAGAUUUUGGAAGCAUUUGCCAGUCCCCUGAUUCACAGGAAUGUUUUGAUGAGAAGGGAUAUCUCCAAUCUGACAAAAUACCAGAUAAUUCUGGCAAGAGAUCAGUUUAGGAAAAACCCAUCUCCAGAUAUUGUGGGAAUACAACAAGGCAUAAUUGAGGGAGAAUUUGCCAUUUGUAUUAGUUUAUAUCAUGGUUAUGAAUUAUUGCAACAAAUGGGAAUGAGAUCAUUAUAUUUCUUCCUUUGUGGAAUUAUGGAUGGAACAAAAGGAAUGACACGGGCAAAAAAUGAACUUUGCAGAAAUGAGGACUUCGUGAAACUCUAUCAUCAUCUAGAGUGCAUGUUUGCACAUGAUACUUCUGCUGUCCACAGAGAAGAUAAAGAUAAAAAGAUUUUCUAUAGUCAUCCAAAAUUGAAGAAAUUAGAAGAAGUUGUAGUUGAACACUUCAAGUCAUGGAAUGCUCAGAACACCGCUGAAAAGAAAUGCAGUGAGACCAGAGUUAUGAUCUUCUCUUCAUUUCGAGAUAGUGUUCAGGAAAUUGCAGAAAUGCUUUUAAAGCAUAAGCCAAUUAUUAGAGUAAUGACUUUUGUUGGCCAUGCUUCAGGGAAAGGCAUGAAAGGUUUUACCCAGAAGGAGCAACUGGAGGUAGUGAAACGAUUUCGUGCUGGUGGUUUCAAUACACUGGUUUCCACCUGUGUUGGAGAGGAAGGUUUGGAUAUAGGGGAAGUUGAUCUCAUCGUGUGUUUCGAUGCCCAGAAGAGCCCCAUCCGACUCAUACAGCGAAUGGGUAGGACUGGACGCCAACGUCAGGGCAGGAUUGUUGUUAUCCUUGCUGAAGGACGGGAAGAACGCACCUACAAUCAGAGUCAGUCCAACAAAAGAAGUAUUUAUAAAGCUAUUUCAGGUAGCAAACAAGUGCUUCAUUUUUACCAAAGAAGUCCACGAAUGGUUCCUGAUGGAAUCAACCCAGAACUACACAAGAUGUUCAUCACACACACCACCUAUGAGCCCGAGAAGGCUGCUCGGAAUAUGAAAUGGAAGUCUUCUCUCUUUUCCUGUAGGAAUGGUCUAAGACAAAAUAACUCAAAUGAAGAUUGGUUCUUAACAGAAGAAGAAUUUAAAUUAUGGAACAGACUCUAUAGAUUAAGAAACAGUGAUAAAAUUAAGGAGAUAACAUUGCCUCGAGUUCAUUUUCCAUCUUUACAGGAAGCAGAAAAUGGACCAGUUCAAGAACCAACGACUGGAAUUCAUCAACUCUCUCUAGCUGAAUGGACAUUAUGGCAAGAUCAUCCCUUACCUGUACACCUGGUGGACCAUUCAGAGCGAUGCCACCACUUUGUAAGCAUUAUGCAAAUGAUAGAACGGAUGAGACAUGAAGAGGAUGAAUGCAACUAUGAACUGGAAAUGAAAUCGUAUUUACAAAUGGAGGAUGUUAGCUCAACAUUUCGCACUCCUGGGAAUCCUGCUAGUGAUGCCUUUAUUUCUCACGAGAGAUCUUCAUUUACAAAGAAUGUAAAUCAAGUCAGUUCAUUCUCAAUGAUAGAAUCUGAAGAAUGUAAUGAAAAUUUUAAACAGACUCACAUCAAACCUACUAAAAUUGUUUCUUUAAUAAAAACAGCUUCUAAAGAAAUCAAAAAGGAUCAACCUAACAAGCAAAAUAAUAGUGAUAGAGAUUUUUUAAAUACUGGCGGAAAUUCUCCUGUUGAACAUAGUUUUCAGGUAGAUAUAGCAGAUGAUAAAAGGUCAUCAGAUAGAAAUGGAGUUGUUACCACAUGUAGUAUUAGUGAAAAAGUUAUUGAUCAGCCUGAUAUAUCAUUAAUAGAGGACCAAUUUACAAAUAAAUCUAUUAUUUUAUUUGCCGGGAGUUUUUUAGAUUCUGGUUAUGGUAGUUUCAGUGAUGAGAAAUCUGUUUCAUCCAAUUUAUUUCUUCCAUUGGAGGAAGAGCCUCGUGUAUCUAGAACAAAUGAUCAAUUUCAUCUUUGUCACACACAGACAAAGGAGGUACUAGCUAAUGUAAAGAGAUUUUUGUCUCAUUCUCCUCCACCUCUCAGUACAAUCUCAGACUUGGAAUAUGAAAUUAUGAAACUGGAGAAUUUGUCCUUUCCACCUGACACAGAGCAUUCACAAAAUUGUAAGUCUGCCUCUUUGAUGUCAUAUUCAGCUCUGGAUUCUCAACAAAAUUUAGAAUUGGAUUCACUUAAAAUUAGUAAUCAACUUUCUGAAAGAAACAGUCUCUUUGAUGCAAAUAAUGAUAUGAUUGUUGAUGAGCCAUACUUACUUGACAGGGGUGUUAAAGUGCAUAAGAAUAUUAAAAAUGAAAAUUUAUUGUCCAGCAAUCAUGGUGAAAUUCACAAAGAUCCUUCAGAGAAUUUAGUUGACAAGAACGAUCAUGAAGUUGGUAAUGAUUUCCCAGUAUUGACCAUGGAUCAGAAUGAGAGUUUACUACUGUUUGAAGAUUUUAAUGAAGAAUUCAAUGAUGUGAGCCCUUCUCCCUUGAAAAGUAAUUACAAAUCUUUUUCUGUAUCAGACAAAACUCUUAUAAGUGAAAUAGCGCCAGUCUCUCAAUUCUUAAUUUCUGAUGAACUUUUGUUGGAUGAUAAUUCUGAACCUCAAAAUCAAAUAACUCAUGUUACUAGUAAUAGCGUGUCGAACACAGAUUUGAAAGAUAUGCAUGAGGAAGAACUGAAGAGUGAUGAAUAUAGUUUUGAUUGCUCUAGGGAUUUAUUUUCUGUUACCUUUGAUUUAGGAUUUUGCCCAGAUUCUGAUGAUGAAAUAUUAGAACAUACAUCAGUUACAAAUAACAAUAGAAUUCUAGAUGAUCUGUCUGGAAAGUAUUUAGAUAUUAAGAAGAUAAAGGAUGAAAAUAAUGUUUUGAAUCAAUCAAGAGAUCAUGUUGAAAAUUUUACAAGUGGAACCAUACCUAUCCCAUCAAGUAAAGAUACACAGAGUCCAAAUUUUGCACAUUUUCCCGAGAGUGCAACAGCAGUGAAAGAAUUUGUAUCUCCUGGUUUUUCUCAGUUUUCUUUGCCAGUAGGAGAAAAAACUAUGAGCACACCCCUCUCCAAAUCAAACACAUUGAACUCAUUUUCUAAGGUAAGAAAGAAAAUACUCAAGACACCAGAUUCUAAUAAGAAAAAAGAAAACCUACACAAUUUUAAAGAAACACUGAAUUCAGCUUUUGAUGAUUCAGGGUUUUCUCCAAGAAAUACUAAAAGUAGUGAUCAGAUCUGUGGGAAUCAGUCCUGUCAUUCUGCUGGAGGUGAACAAUUAUUAAUAAACAGUGAAAGUGAAGAUGAGGUUUUUCUACAAAGACGUAAAAAGCGGAAAGGAAAUGUUUUGAAAUCACCUGAGGAUCAGAAAAGUAGUGAAAUUGAUUCUCCGGUUCAUGCUGUCAAAAAGCGCAGGGUUCUUAGAUCUGAAUUAUCAUCUAGUGAUGAGAGUGAGAAUUUUAACAGACCAAAUCUACAAUCAGAAGACUCUAAGAAUUGUAAUAGGAAUGCUAGAAGAGGCAUCAAAGCACAAAAUAGUCACCAAAAGCAUGUCGCUAGGAUGUUUCUGGAUGAUGAAGCAGAACUUUCUGAAGAAGAUGCACAAUGCGUUUCAUCAGAUGAAAAUGAUGACUCAGAAAAUGAACAAGAUUCCUCGAUGUUGAACUUCUUAAAUGAUGAAGCUCAACUUUCACAGGCUGUAAAUGAUUCCGAAAUGAGAGCUAUUUACAUGAAAUCUUUGCGUAGUCCCUUGAUGAGCGACACGUACAGAAUGCUCCAUAAGAAGCAUAACAUUGUAAACAUUUUCUCACAGAUUCCUGAACAAGAUGAAAGCUACUUAGAGGACAGUUUCUGUGUUGAUGAAGAGGAGUCUAGUAAAAGCCAAUCAAGCGAAGAAGAAGUUCAUGUUGAUUUUAACUUAAUAACUAAAGAUUAUCUUAUGAGUGGGAGUAGAAAGUACACAACCCGACGUGCAGUAAAGCUACAGCAGAUGAAGGUGAAGCAGAGUUCUGCACAUUCAAAAAAGAAGUUAUCUAGAAUCAUUCUACCAGAUGAUUCAAGUGAGGAGGAAAACAGUGUAGCUGGUGAAAGAGGAUCGGAUACUGUGGUUAACUCAAGCACAGUGGACAAGAACAGUCACCGGGAGGAUCUUGUGGAUCUAAAGCCUGCUGAGGCUUCGGUGCAGCUGGAGGUCCUCUCUGAUCCAAGGGUGGAUCAUGCUCCAGAGGACCCUAGCACUUCAGGGCCACACCGAUCCAAUGCAGGGCCUCAUUUGGCAGAGCCACACACUUCUCUUGGAUUUGCACAGGAAGAAAAAAGAACCUGUAUUCUUGUAGAUAGUCGUGAAAUCACUUCUGGUUUCAAAGUAAUUUCUUCCCUACGAGUAGCGCAUGGGUUCCAUGUGGAGGUCUGUCCUCUUAAUGGCGGUGACUACGUUGUGAGUAACCGCAUGGUGGUGGAAAGGAGGUCUCAGUCUGAGAUGCUGAAUGUGGUCAGCAAGAGCAAGCUCAUUAAGCAGAUCCAGCACCUGCAGAGCAUGUUUGAAAGAAUCUGUGUGAUCGUGGAAAAAGAGAGAGAAAAAACAGGAGAGACAUCAAGAAUGUUCAGGAGAACAAAGAGCUAUGACAGUCUGCUGACCACCUUAAUUGGUGCUGGAAUCCGAAUUCUGUUCAGUUCCUGCGAAGAAGAAACUGCAGAUUUGUUAAAGGAACUGUCUUUGGUGGAACAAAGAAAGAACGUCGGUAUUCAUGUCCCAACAAUGGUGAAUAGUAGUAAAUGCGAUGCACUUCAGUUUUAUUUAAGUAUUCCCAAUAUAAGUUAUAUAACUGCAUUGAAUAUGUUCCAUCAGUUUUCAUCUGUGAAAAAGAUGGCUAACAGCUCACCUGCAGAAAUCUCCAUGUAUGCACAAGUGACUCAUCAAAAAGCCGAGGAAAUUUAUAGAUACAUUCACUAUGUAUUUGACAUGCAAAUGUUACCAAACGAUCUUAACCAAGAUAGACUGAGAUCUGAUUCAUGAUCAGAGCACUCAAGAUGCUGUUACUGAAUUCUCACAAUACUAAUGCACUUCAACCAUUGUGGUUUGUGAUUAUCAGUUUAAAACAUGUAAAUAUUUCCUUAUGACUUAAAGAUAUUUUUUGUAUUUUUAUUUAUAUGCAAUAUAUAAGUUAUUAAAAAAGGGAAUGUGUUGUGCAAUAUCAUUUUGACUAAAGUAUGAAACUAACCUUUUUUUUUGGAUCUCUUUUUGAGGCAGCAUUUCACUAUCUGGUUCAGGCUGGCCUUGAACUCACUUUAUAGCCCAGGCUGGCCUUGAACUUGAGGUGAUCCUUGUGCCUCAACAUCCUGAGCUAGGAUUACAAGUGUGCCCACCGCACCCGGUCGAAAUUAACUUUUAAAAUUAAAUCAACAUUUGUUAAAAGUGCUGUUGAGGGUAGUUUAAUAACCAGGUGUUAUGACUUAUGACUGGGUCUCUGCAAAGCUUCAGUUGGUGUUAGGUGGGGCUUUUCAUAGGUGGCUGGAUUUAGUUUUUGCGGUGCUAGGAUCAAGGGUGUGUGAUUACUAAAUUAGUCCACUGAUUGGUUUGGUGAAUUCAGCAUGUAGGUGAUAAGAAGACCCACCUCUGGUGCGAGCUACCUUUCUUAAGGGUGCGCAGAAAGAGGGCUGCUGUGGUCGCUUUUCAGUUGCUGUUUGCUUGCAGUUGCUUCUAAGCUACUUCACUGCCACAGACUGCUUCUCCUUUGUGAUGCCAUUGCCUCGGAGCCAGCCGACUAUGCACUGAAACCUCUACAAACCGUGAGCCAAAUAAACCUUUUCUCCUUUAA
Molecule: messenger RNA, 6889 nt
Organism: Cavia porcellus (domestic guinea pig)
Lineage: Eukaryota; Metazoa; Chordata; Mammalia; Rodentia; Caviidae
Gene: Fancm
Product: FA complementation group M
Exons: 23
Coding region: 169-6087 (1972 amino acids)
Biological process (GO): double-strand break repair via synthesis-dependent strand annealing; interstrand cross-link repair
Molecular function (GO): four-way junction DNA binding; 3'-5' DNA helicase activity; ATP binding
Source: RefSeq, a predicted model, not a curated record